AUGGAACAAAUCAAAAGCCAUAUGGACGAACAACGAAGUUCUACUCAGUCUGAAUCCAGUCAAAAUGCUUACGACAGCUUGCCGCAGGAGAUGCUUGACGCCAUAUACAAGCAAUUGUUUACUCCACAAGAUGUAGUAUUAACUCGAGUUGUAAAUUGGUUCCAUAAUGCGAAGGAUAAUAUGGAGCAUCCCGUGACUACCUUUACAACUGAUCAUACAUUCAAACCUCCACAAGGACUCGACUCGAACCCCGACAGCCGAAUCGUUACUUUGGAUAACUACACGAGAAUAUUGGGUCACAGUAUUCCGGAUUCGUGGAUCUACUUCAACUAUGAACUUGACACACUGUCAUUUUACCCUUGUGAAUACACACAGUAUGGGGACAAAACUUCUCGGAGCAUGCUAUGGGGAUUUCACUCGAUGGAAUGGCUCAAACAGCUGAAAGAAUUUCUCGAGCAGAAAGACAACAACUUAGCCGGUGUGCAAUCAAUAGCACUCAGCGAGUUCUCUUGGCCAGUCAGCCUGGAAGAAGAUCACGUCUUUUACUCGGAACAAGAAAAGAAAAUCGCUCGUAACCGCUCUAGUUUCAAAAACUUAGUCCACAACGGCUUUCAGAAUUUGAAGGUACUGAAAUUAGUGUUUUCUAAGGAUUAUGAUCUUAGGGCCGACGACGAUCGUCAUCGUCCAUUUCAAGCAGCAGAAAAGGAGAAAAUUAAGGAAGAAAUCAGAGGUUUCUUUGAGGAGGAAAAACUCUCUAAUCCUGAUUGCAGUGUACCUGAGAUUCUUCUCUACGAUUGUUUCGUGGAAGGUGUUGAUGGCGCUCCUAAUUGCAGAAAGUGGAUCGAUGAGCCUGAAGCGAAAUCGGCGCUUGUUUUCGGAAUCCCUGAAGUUUUCGAUGACUGA
This is a messenger RNA of Glarea lozoyensis ATCC 20868, 903 nucleotides long. RefSeq lists its product as uncharacterized. The coding region runs from base 1 to 903 and encodes 300 amino acids. NCBI's taxonomy places the organism in Eukaryota, Fungi, Ascomycota, Leotiomycetes, Helotiales, Helotiaceae. The transcript has a single exon. The record is from RefSeq and is a predicted model, not a curated record.